CCGCGUCGGGUUUCUAUGGUUCUUCCUGCGAAAAUAAUCGCGCCGCUCGCGCUUCACACUGCUCGGUCGGAGUGAGUAGUAACAUGUGAGCUCGGAAGUGUUCGCCAGGGGUGGAUGAGAGGAAAAGGGGAGGCACCUGCGAGGCGGAGCAGGUCAGCCGACCGCGGUGUCAAGUUGUACUUAACCACGGCGCCGCACAGUUUCAGACACAUUUGUCAGGACUCCUCUUCAUCGGAUCAGCUCCUCGCUAUGACUCCUUGUUGUUGUCGCGGACUUAACGCGUGAGGUGAGCUGUGACUGCCCGUCCUUCUUUGUCUCCGUGCACCUGCAUGCACCGUGGGCAGCCCUGGCUCGUUGGAGAGACGCUGUGCUCAGAGACUGUGCUGCACUCGGAGAACCCAUGGCUUCUGGCCCUCCAUGUCCCUCUGUAGGCCGCAGGCUCAGGCUGCUGGAGUUGCUGCUCUGGCCUCUGUUGGUCUUGCUGGUUUCUGGGCUGGAACCAGCAGUGGGUCAGAAGGUCUACACCAACACAUGGGCUGUCCACAUACCUGGAGGUCAGGAGGAGGCUGACCAAGUUGCCAGUAAACAUGGGUUCAUGAAUUACGGACAUGUAUUUGGUAAUUAUUAUCACUUCCGGCAUCGUAUGGUGGUGAAGAGAUCGCUGUCGGAUCACAGGGGAACACAAGUCCGUCUUCAAAGAGAUCCCAAGGUGACUUGGGCCGAGCAACAAGUGUCGAAACGAAGGAAAAAGAGGGAUGUCUUCACAGAACCGUUAGAUCCCAAGUUCAGAGACCAGUGGUACCUGUACAACAGCAACCGCCGUGACUUGAAUGCAAAAUCUGCGUGGCAGUUGGGCUACACGGGUAAAGGGGUGGUGGUGUCCAUCCUGGAUGAUGGAAUAGAGAAGAACCAUCCUGACUUGAUGCAGAACUACGACCCGGAUGCCAGUUACGAUGUGAACGAUGGCGACCCAGAUCCUCAGCCUCGAUACACGCAGCUUAAUGACAACAGACAUGGAACAAGAUGUGCAGGAGAAGUGGCAGCAGUAGCCAACAAUGGGAUCUGUGGAGUCGGUGUGGCCUACAAUGCCAAGAUUGGAGGUGUUCGUAUGCUGGAUGGUGAGGUGACUGACAUGGUGGAGGCCCAGUCCCUCAGUCUGAAUCCCCAACACAUCGACGUCUACAGCGCCAGCUGGGGCCCCGAGGAUGACGGAAAAACUGUUGACGGACCUGCAAAACUCGCCAAAGAAGCCUUUCUGCGUGGAGUGACGGAGGGUCGUAGUGGUUUGGGCUCCAUCUUUGUUUGGGCUUCUGGGAACGGAGGGAGGGAGAAGGACAGCUGUAACUGCGACGGCUACACCAACAGCAUCUACACCCUGUCUAUUAGCAGCUCCACCCAGAAUGGCAACGUGCCCUGGUACAGCGAGGCUUGCUCCUCCACCCUCGCCACCACCUACAGCUCGGGGAACCUCAACGAGAAACAGAUAGUGACUACAGACCUCAAAUCAAAAUGCACAGACUCCCACACAGGCACAUCUGCCUCUGCCCCGCUGGCUGCUGGGAUCAUCGCUCUUGCCCUGGAGGCCAAUAAAAAUCUGACCUGGAGGGAUAUGCAACAUCUGGUUGUACGAACCUCUCACCCUGCCCACCUGCUCACCAACGACUGGAGAACAAAUGGGGUUGGGCGCAAAGUGAGCCAUUCGUAUGGAUACGGUCUACUUGAUGCCAGUGCCAUUGUAGAGCUGGCAGAAACAUGGACCAGUGUGAGGCCACAGCGGAAAUGUGUGAUCACCAUGGUCAGUGAGCCAAGGAACAUCGGCAGCCAUCUGUCGAUCAACAUGAGCGUGGACGCCUGCAUUGGGACAGAGAGUCACGUGACGGCAUUAGAGCACGUUCAGGCCCGACUCUCUCUGUCCUACAACCGCAGGGGGAACCUGGCGAUCCACCUCAUUAGUCCUGCCGGCACACGCUCCACUCUGCUCCACCCCAGGCCUCAUGACUACUCAUCAGAGGGUUUUAACGACUGGGCUUUCAUGACCACCCAUUCCUGGGAUGAAAACCCCACCGGGGCGUGGACGCUGGAGAUCGAGAACGUGGCUGGUGCCAGUGACUACGGCACUUUGACCCAGUUCAUCCUGGUGCUGUAUGGCACCGGCUCAGCGUCUUCCAGCUCCUCUGACAAAGCUCAGCCUGAAAAUGGCAACUGUAAGACCUUGGACCUGAGGCAGAUAUGCAUCGAGUGCGACUCCGGCUACUACCUCUUUCAGCAGGGCUGUGUGAAAGAAUGUCCUGCAAGCUUCUCAGUGGGCUCCCAGCCCAUCAACUACACAAUAGGAAACUUUAUACCACCAGCCUCCGUCCCAGCCUGCCUGCCCUGCCCACCGCCCUGCCUGACCUGCAGCAGCCUCAGCCCCCGGGCCUGCCUGUCCUGCCCCCCUCAUAACUCCCUGGACCCCAUCUCUGGCACCUGUCUGCACCUCAACCAGUACAUGCGCGAGUCCCAUGACAACUUUAUGGUGGACAAGGGGAACACGGAGAUGGAGCUCCAGCUCAGCUCCCGGCUGCCUAUCACCAUCGCUGUGCUCAGCUGCAUGGCCAUCAUCGCCACCUUUGCUGGCACCUUCCUGCUGCUGCAGCUGCGCUCCGGCGCGCUCAUCAAGCUGCCCUCUCUGGAGGCUGGCGGCGGCAUCAGGGGGAGUUUCAGCCUCGGGGGAAAUAGGGUGGUCUCGUACCGCGGCAUCCCGACAAUGUGGGGGGAUGAUGGGGUAAAUACAGACUCUGAUAAUGAAGAGUUUGACGUCCACAAUGAGAGGACUGCCUUUAUCAAAACACAAAGUGCUCUUUAAUGCCUCCCCGUCAUCCUUCCCUCUCUUCUGCUUUUAAAGUCUUCUUACCUUCAUUAGUCUGAUGAUUCAGAGCUGUGGUAACGACCUUCAUGCAGUUUUUUUCUGGUGUUAUCUGUCAUCUCCUCUUUCCCGUCUCUUACUGGGUUCUCCUCUGAGGAUCUGCUGUGGGAGACCUGAAGCCGCUGUCUCUCAGAGCUCGGGAUGGUCUGAGCUUUGCUCUGUUGAUACUUGGGUGCUUCUCUCUAUUAAACCGUCUCUCUCCCUCCUCUUGCCCUCGGUAACUAACAGUGUGUCUGUGCUUAGUCCAUUUUCCCCUCCAGUUCCUUUUUGUUCCAGUAAACAAAUGAUUAUCAUUUGUUUGUUUCUUUUGUUUCUCUCUUUCCAUCAUUCUCCGUGCAGUAGCCAGAAGAGAUUGUUGAAUGUGAGGAGUAGAGAUGUGUGUAUGCAUCUGUGUGAAUCUGAUGAGCAGUGUACUGCCUUUUUUUUGUAGAGGAGCUAAAGCUGGUCCUGUCACAUGUAGUACUUUAACGUAAAAGUGAUAACAAAACAUUGUAUUACUCGGCUUGUGUUUAGUGACGUCAUCAUCCAAAGUCUGUUCAUAAAAGCACCAUUUAACUGUAGCAAUGCACAGUGCACAAAUCAAAAGUAUAGUGGUAGUCAAUGAAAUGUCCAGACUUUAAUGGUUUACGAUCAUGUGUCGCACAUCAGAUAAACAACACAGACUGUCUGAGAGCUGCUGUGCUUCUUCCUCUUUGAUAAGACAAUGUUUUGUAUUUACUUUAAACAAAAAUCGAUCUUCCACAGUCUGUUUUUGUAUCUGUAUAGUUAUUGCUCUAGGUGUGAGGGGGGCUUUAGUUUUCUUUUUGUACAGUCUGGAAACAUCUUUUUUCCGCUCUGGCAGAACAAACUGAGUCACACAACUAACGAAGCUUCUUCCAGUCUUUUGGGAUUCAAGAUGGACUCAAUUUAUCCCGGUUCGGAAACUUUAAAUUCUCCUGCGCUCGUCUCCUCCCCAACCGACACAUGGAAGGGUAUCAAAAAAGUACGAUGAAUGAAAAGAAGAAACAGAAACCACAUAUACACACGGGCUACUCGCUCAACCCCGAGGCACAAUGCCUUCCAGGGGCAUUUAAUUUCCGUGUUUGAUGUGCUCACAUCCCAGCUGAGAAGUAGCCCGUGUGCUGAUGGGACCCAGAACAAUAUGUGACUGUUGAGCACAAGAGCUUCUCAAAGGCUGCUGGCAGGUGUUGAGUUACCUGCGAUUGAUUCCUUGACAGAGCAGACGCAGUUAACAAUACAUCAAGGCUUUCCCUUUUGUCAGAGCACAUUAGCACUACGAACAUACAUUAGACACCCCUCAUAUCAUACACAUCACUGAAACUUUGUUUGUGUGUGUGUGUGUGUGUGUGUGUGUGUGUGUGUGUGUGUGUGUGUGUGUGUGUGUGUGUGUGUGUGUGUGUGUGUGUGUGUGUGUGUGUGUGUGUGUGUGUGUGUGUGUGUGUGUGUGUGUGUGUGUGUGUGUGUGUGUGUGUGUGUGUGUGUGUGUGUGUGUGUGUGUGUGUGUGUGUGUGUGUGUGUGUUUCCUCCUCCGCUUCAUUGUCUCUGCUCUCCUCUUCAAUCUUGAACGCUGUUUAGAAAUCCUACGUGGAAACUCCACUUCUCAUCUGUGUCUCUGCUCUUACCCUCCAGUCCUCAUCUAAUCUGAAUUUCAGAUUAUCGCUUCGUUCUUGCCAAUUAAUUAUAUUCUGAAUGAUACUGCAGCAAUUAUUUAUUCUGAGAGGUUUUAAUCAUACCUUAAGGGAAGAUUGUUUUAAAGUGAUUCUUUUUCAUCUAAAAUUUGCAUCUCAGAGUAGCCAUUUUGAAUUCAUUGAUCUCUUUUUCUAUCGUGUGGAAAUUGUGAUUAUUAUUAUUUUAUUUUUUUUCAUUUUCAUUUCCAGUACAAAAACAGUGGGACUGGCUGAGAGAGGUUGUCAUGGUAAUGCCAUGCAACAUGCAGCUGCUCAUCCUUUUUAAUUGUUCUCAUAUCAUUUGGCAAGGCUUCAUACACCACUAGAAGAGCUGUUACAUUUUUAUAGAGGUCAAAUUAUAGAUAAACAUAUGACGACGCUUGUCGGGAAAGGUUUAAGAGGAUCGGCAUGUUCGUCAAAUUUAUGUUGAAGAAGAGAGACGAGCAAUUGUGAUUCAUAAACUGUAAACCUGCUGUGUAAAUUGUAGUCCGCUGAAACUCCCAUCUCUCUAAAAUGUAUUGUCUUUAGGAGCAACAUUCACGGGCAGCCCCACCUGGGCUUCAAACCCCUGUUAUUGAAAAUAGAAUGGGUAGAAGGAUGUCCAAAGACCUUGUGGGCUAGCGGUUAAGUGCUAAAUCGACAGGAAAUUGUUACAGACAUUUUUACUCCAUCAGGGGUGAAGACCUUUUUGUUCAUAAGUUUGUCACUGACAAUCAAAUAAUGUCCUUGUUUUGAGGGCAAGAAGGUGCACAAGCACACAAAACUAAUCAAUUUUAAUUUAACCACUUUAGUUGCAAAAGCUUUCUCUGAGGAUACAUAUAUAUAUUCAGAGCUGAAUGUGAUUUGAAUUGCAAGAGCUUGUUCAGAGAGAGUGAGAAAGAAGAAGAAAAAACCAUACGAGAAUAAAGAUGGUAUUGGUUUCCAAACCAAUACCAUCCAACAUCAUGUUGAAAAAGAUGGAGAAGAUUGGUAUGUAUGCUCUCAAAUAGCACUGAGCCAGCAAGCUUAAUUCAUCUCAGAUGGCUGGUGCAGGUGUAGCACAUUUGGCUUAUCGCUGCAGUUUUAGCAAGGAAGCACUAAACGGGAUUGGAAAGCAACCCGAGAACGUGGAUUUAGAGAAAGUGCCCUAAAAAGGAACAACGGUAAUGUGGCUGCAGAAUAAUAAGAGUGUGCUGCAUAGCUUUGUGUCACGUACAUUAGUGCCCACUGCCAUUUAGGCUUCGAUUUAAGUUUAAGGAGGAUGCUAAUUUAGAAAUGUAAUAACUACAGCCUCAGACUGGAGCCUCAAAAUCGUAUUGACUUCCCAGCCUAGUGUGGAGUGUGUAAACAAUAGAUAAUGGGACAAUGUGGCACUAAAAUUGCUUCCAUAAACUAUUUUCUAAAACUCUGGAUGCAAAGAGUUUGCUUUUUUAGAAGAACUGUAGUGUGGGACUUUGACCAAUGCAAUUAGUAUUGAUGUGCAGUCUUAUCAAUAUUAUCCACAGUGCAUCUCCCCUAACACAAUAUUUAUAUUGCUUCCAGAAAGAAUAAAGUUUCCCCUGAAGUGCAACAUUUUGGGGGUGUUCAGACACGUUUCUGUGGCUCCUUGAGUUCACACUCAAAAUGAUAAAUUCAUCUUGGCUUGAUCUUGUAUUUGCUACAGCUUGAGAAUUGAGAAAACUUUAAACCCGGAGCUUUGAGCAUUAAAGUGUUCAACUUUUAACAAAAUCCUGAAUGCGGGCAGCAUUAAGUAGCUCGUGCUUCCAAAGCACGGGGAUCUGCUGAACACCUUUAGCAGCCUGCUCACUCCUUUCACUGCAAGAAUGUGAAGGAAAUUACACACUAACUAAAGUAAAGGGCCUCUAAUUGUGCUAGCAAGCAGCUCAUUGUCAUAAGGCUGUCACUGAAGCCUUUUAAUGUAGAAAGUAACAUAAAUGUUACAGAAAAUAUCUUCUCUUCGCAGACUGUCUCCUCUGGCUGUAAAGAAAAGACUCGAUCAUGGAAGUGAUCGAGUCUUUUUUCUUUGUACAGCUGAUUUAUUUCAUGUGGAGCUCGAUGGUGCUUCAGUCCUGCCUUUAGGAUGUAGUCGAAAGUGAUCAAUAUGAAGUUGGAUAGAUUUAAUAGGAGCAAUAUCUUUGGCAUAACCAAAGACAAUCAUUUUAAUGCUGUCUGUUUAGUGUUACGACAUGUUGCUUUCAGGUUGUCACAGUCCAUUGACCCCUUUCACCCGCGUUCAAAGUGCUUUGUUGACAUCAUUCUGUCAUCUCAGCUUUUUCUUUUUAAAAAAAAAUCUGCUGUGACACCCUGUAUAUUUAAUAGCUGUGAAGAGAGGAGGUAGAAUGUAUCCCAUCUCCAUUAACUUAAGGGCUGAAUCAGAUCUGCGUGCGUCCGUGUGUGCACAUGCUUGUUUAGGAAUAUAUGAAACACUUUGGGGGGGUGGGGGUGAUUGUUUAGUGGAGCAGCCUCAGAUGACCUCCUCCUGCCUCUUCGUGAGGUUCCUGGCUGCACACAGUACCUUACAGAUUUGUGACCUAUGAAUUAUGUACAAGAAUGACUAUCUUACAUGGGACAUAACUCUAAAAUAAGGCCUAUUUUUGUACUAUAUGAAUGGUGCAGUGUAAUUUUCUUGUAAUUUAAAGAUGCUCUUGUUUUUCCUUUUAUUUAAUUGAUGUCAAUUAUUAUAGAUUCUACUAAAAAAAUAAAGAUCUAUGCAAAUUUGAA
Messenger RNA from Cyclopterus lumpus (lumpfish), 7272 nucleotides. RefSeq names its product furin (paired basic amino acid cleaving enzyme) a (gene furina). NCBI's taxonomy places the organism in Eukaryota, Metazoa, Chordata, Actinopteri, Perciformes, Cyclopteridae. Gene Ontology annotation, biological process: peptide hormone processing. The transcript is spliced from 16 exons. Gene Ontology annotation, cellular component: Golgi membrane; trans-Golgi network. Gene Ontology annotation, molecular function: serine-type endopeptidase activity. The coding region runs from base 401 to 2845 and encodes 814 amino acids. The record is from RefSeq and is a predicted model, not a curated record.